GGAUCCAUCAAACGAUAACGAAAGAUUUAAUUCAAUUAUUCGAUUAGAACUUGUGAAAGAAUAUUUAGAAAAAGCACAAGAUAUAGUCAAAAAAGGAAGAAUACAAGACCGAGAUGAACACGUAAAGCAUAUUCAAAUAAGUAAAGAACUUAAUCCUAAAGAAAAAAAAUUUUGCCUUGAAUAUUUAAGAGAACUCAUUGCAGAAGAGAAUUUUUCUCAACGUGUUCAAUUCGUACAAGAUCCUAGAAGCAAAAAAUAUUAUACUAGAAUUUACACUUAUGAAAUGAAAAUUGUAAAAAAAAUAAAUAGGUGUACACGAUGCAAUUCUAAACAAUCUGACAACAAACACUGCUUUUGUGUUGUUUUGUAUUUGUUAAAUAAUUUGAAAUCAUCUGACAACGAAUUUAUUGACAAACUUAUUCAGAAUUAUUAUAUGAAUCAAUAUUCAAGAAGUUUAGCAUUAGAAAAUAUCAUUGAAUGGGUUCCAUACGAAUGCUUAAAGGAUAUUAAAUACGUUGCAAAAGGUGGAUUCGGGUCGCUUUAUUCUGCAACAUGGAUUAAUGGGUGGGUGGCUAGUUUGAAUGAAAAGAGUCGACAAGUUAUAAGAACUGGGCCAAAGCUUGUUGCAUUAAAAUUAAUAAAUGGUCUAAAUGAACAAAAUAACAAACUUAUUGAAGAGGUAAUAUCUCGCAUUAAAUCUUUCUCUCAAUUAUCGCAUGGAAUCAAGUGUCAUGGAUUGACAAAAUUUCCAGAUAAAGGAAAGGUGGUAUUGCUUUUUGAUUAUAUGGAGAAUGGAGAUCUUAAUGCUUUUUUAAAAUGUAAAGAUAAUAAUUUAACGUGGAAAGAUAGAUUUACUAUACUUAAAGAAAUAUUUUCACAACUUAGUCAAAUCCAUAAUAAAAAAAUAGUGCAUAAAGAUCUUCACCCUGGUAACAUUUUGUCUAAUUCACAAAGAUGGUUUAUUAGUGACUUGGAAUUUAGUGGUCCUUUAGCCUUAGGUGAUGCUGUAAAAAAACAGGUUGUUGGAGUGUUGCCAUUCAUUGCACCAGAAAUAUUAUGUAGAUCAGAGUAUACGCAAGCAUCUGAUAUUUAUAGUAUGGGAAUGAUAAUGUGGCAGCUUGUAGCUAGAUGCUAUCCAUUCUGUAAUCGUAAAUAUGAUAUUAAUCUUGCAAAAGAUAUUUGCAAUGGGCUUCGACCAGAAAUUACUUCAGAUUUGCCUCGAGAUUAUCAAAACAUUAUGAAGAGUUGUUGGGAUGCUAAUCCAUCAGAGAGACCAUCAGCAGAGACGCUUCUUCGGCAUUUUAGUACAGACCUUGAAAAAAUGUCAUGCAAUAAGCAAGUGAUUCCAGAAUUAGAAACCACGUUUAGCAGGUCCCAUUUCCAUGUGGCUAACGAAACUAUAAGCGUCACUCAUGAGUUUGUCAAUUUACCUGAACCUAAAAAUGAAACAAAUUUGGCAUAG
This is a messenger RNA of Cetraspora pellucida, 1462 nucleotides long. NCBI's taxonomy places the organism in Eukaryota, Fungi, Glomeromycota, Glomeromycetes, Diversisporales, Gigasporaceae. The record is from the annotation of a GenBank genome assembly.